AUGUCCGAUAGCGAGUCUCCGUUCGAGAGAGAGCCCAAUGCGUUAGAUGGGGAGUCAUCUGAUGAUCAGGGGGAUACGAAUAGUGAGGCCGUAAGCCUCAAUGCUGAGGGUGGAAAAGAUACCGAUGUCAAAAUACUCGGUGAGGGGACAAGUUCCGUUCCUACCCACGGCAUCGGGAGGGGACUUAUGACAACCCAGCCAGUACCGUUGGUUGUGGUGUAUAGCGUCAGUAGUCAUGCCGAUGCGAACCAGCAUUGCGAGUUCCAUACGGGGGGUACUCGGGUGCCAGACGAGCACACCUGCUAUCAAUCGGAGACCUCCACUUCUGCCCGUAGAGAGGCAACUACCAAACCUAUUUCACAAUCGAUCGAGGGUAUCCAUAGUUCACUGGGGAAACCCUAG
Messenger RNA from Prunus armeniaca (apricot), 402 nucleotides. The record is from the annotation of a GenBank genome assembly. NCBI's taxonomy places the organism in Eukaryota, Viridiplantae, Streptophyta, Magnoliopsida, Rosales, Rosaceae.